CCCGCUCGCUCUCCCUCUCUCUCUCUUUCGAUCGCUCGUCAUCGAAGGAAGCCAAAGAAGAGAGAGCACGCACGCGAAGAUUCCGAAGGAGAACGCUCUCCCGUCGCACAAUCCGAAGUCGGCCCAGUCUCUGCGAGCGAGAGGGUGAGCGAAUUGAGGGAGGACUCCCGUCCUGAGAUGUCUUUGGCCGAGUGGGGGAAGCGGCGGUGGUCCUGGUCGUAGCAGAGAGGGAAGUGCAGAACGCCUCCAUCGCGUGGGAGAAGGAGCGAUAACCCAAUCCGUUGACUUCUUUUUAUCCUCUGUCCCAUACUUUUGCCUCCUUUGCUCCUUUCCACCGUUCUCGGGUUCCAGUGGCUGCUCUCGGAAGAACGCUACGUGCUUUCGGAGAUGUCGACGAAGGUGCGGAACGGCGACGCGGGUGACGCGAAGCCGGAGGUCGUGUGGGCCACCUGCGUGUGCUGCGGACUAAUGGAGGAGUGCACGUCGGCUUACGUCGCGCGUGUGCGCGAACGGUACGGGGGCAGCUGGGUAUGCGGCCUCUGCGGUGAGGCCGUCAAGGACGAGAUCCGCCGCUCCGGCCACCGUAUCUCCACGGAGGAGGCCCUCAGCCGCCACAUCAGCUUCUCCGAGAGCUUCCGCUCCGCUUCCCCACCCAUCGACACCGCGGAGCACCUCAUCACCGCUAUGCGCCAGCUCCUCCGCCGCAGCCUCGAGUCGCCGCGGGCGAUGCGCUCCACUCCCAACAGCCCUCAACGUGAGGCUGAGGGGGAGGACGGCGCCGUGUCCUCCGACGCCGCCCGUCGCUCGCUCGCACGGUCCGGGAGCUGCUUCUCGACUCUGUCUCGCUGAUUGAACCAAAUGGGACAAAGCCCUCAGCCAACAAAUCUCAAGGUAAAAGUAAAAAACCAUCAUUGGGACAGGAAAUCAAUUAAAUGUCACUAUUUAGAUCUCGAACAAUACCCAUAUAUCUAAUUCUUAGACAAUUAUGUUUACCUUACCAUUUCAAUCAAAUCAAUGCAACCAAUGCAGAGAGAACAUGACGAAAAUCAUUCUUUUCCACAAAAAAAAGAGAUAAAACAAUAAAAUCUUUGCUAAAUUGAUUCUCUGUGCAGUUAGUAUUACUGUAUGGGAUUUUGUUGAUCGCCUCUCUGCAUGCUAUUUAUCAUGUGGUUCUUGGUGAAGGGAGUAAUGCCUUUUAUGUAAAUAUCACACAAUUUGUGUUCAUAGAUGUUUCAGUAAGUUCCAAAAGUUUGAUUGAUGUGGAUGUGGAGAUCUUGGAAGUAUUCGGUUGGACAGGGAAGAUGUUUUGUUGUUUCUGCUUACUGUGACAAGUAGGUGGGGGAGGCUUGUCACAUUUGGACCAUGGUCUGGUAAGUUGUUUUACAGGUUAUUAUUCACAUGUUACUUGCUUGAUAAUGUGAUUUCUAGCUAAGUAAUGUAUGAUUUCAUGCUAAUCCUAUUAAGCCAAAUCCAUCAACCACACACAAACACACAGAGAAAGAAAUAGUUUAUCAACAGAACCAAGUUUUUUCUUAGUCCUUUCAGAGAAAAACUGCUUAUGUGCCUCUCUACAGUUUGGGGAGGAUUUUGUUGCACAAAAAUUGUAGAAUGUUCUAUAUGCAGCAUGCACAACUUAUGAUCUGAAAUUACUGGUUACCUGUACAUCUGUGUUUCACAGGACAUAUGAGUAUUUAUACAUUUGGGAGGAUAAAUGUAGAGACUUUCUGAACAUUGCAAGGUAUUUAUAGAAUUGACCCUUCUCAUUCUAUGCAGAUCUUUAGCACAAUCCUGAUGGUUGGUGAAUUAUCUUUAGGUUGUGAUAUUAGUUUUUACACUAAUGCAAGAAGAACCAAUUCUUCUUGACAGGGCUACUGAAUUGUCUUUUAGUAUGUACAACUCGAAAGAUCUGAAACUUAUUAGAGACAUGCACUUCCAGAGGUAUACAUCUGUAUUCACAGGACAUAUGAUUUUUUUGCAUUUGAGAGGGGUGUAUAUGAAACUUUUGAACAUUGCAAAGUAUCUAUAUAAUAGACCCUUUUAAUUC
Molecule: messenger RNA, 2044 nt
Organism: Musa acuminata subsp. malaccensis (wild Malaysian banana)
Lineage: Eukaryota; Viridiplantae; Streptophyta; Magnoliopsida; Zingiberales; Musaceae
Source: RefSeq, a predicted model, not a curated record